UUAUAUUUCGGAGUUUCUGUGGGUCUGACAUGGUGUGUAGGAUGGUUACCCGACUGUGUCUACUGUAUCCUUGACAAUCCACUGAAGUUACAGAUGUAGCAUAGCAACAUCUAGUUUAUCAUCAGUGGGGGUUUCAUGAUCUCAGGUAUUUGCUGGAUGGAUGGGUGCUUAGAGGGACAUAAACUUUUGCAACAUGAAAGGUUUUUUUCUGGUCUGGGGACUUUUCCAAAGUUUGGACUUUGUGUGUUCUGAGAGCUGUGUGCAGGCACAGGACUAUGUUUGCAACCAAAUCCCAACAGGCUAUCCUCCUGGCCUGUCCUCUGUGGUGUUUUUUCUGAGAAACAUGGGUGAGAUCAACUCGACGGUUUUUAACCACACAAAUCUGUCCUCGGUCACCAGCCUCACUAUGACACAAAGCGGAAUUACAGCUAUAGCACCAGGGGCAUUUUCCCAGUUCCAGAGUCUCAAGAUGCUCAAUUUACGCAAUAAUGAGCUCUCCCAAAUUUCCUCAGACUGGUUUAUCCAUAAAGAGGUACUAGAGAACCUCCUCUUGACAAAUAAUAGCAUUAAGGCUUUGAGUGAAGAUUCCUUUGCUGGCCUUGUGGGACUCUUAAACCUGAACCUGGCCCAGAACCAAAUUCACACUAUUACAUCAGACAGCUUUCGCUUCCUGACUAGGUUAAGACUUCUGGACCUGUCCCACAAUAAGCUAAGACAUUUAAGUGUGGAUACCUUCCUUCCGUUAAACAACACUAAAACAUAUGGAAUGCAUGGAAACCCCUGGGACUGCUCCUGCAGUGUGAAUGAGUUCUCUCUCCAUCUAAGAGAUCUACAAAAGGCCUCCCUGCUGCAGAAUGAGAUGGAGGUGCUCUGUGAGAGCCCAGCUCAUCAGCGAGGAAGACCUGUGUGGAAUGUGUCCAAAUGUGUGAAUCCUGUAACCGAUAUAGCCCUUACAACUGGAACUAGCCAAACCCUCACACCAGGAAGCACUAAUCUGUCUACGAUUAUCAGCUUAGUAGGUAGGUUUUCCUAAACACUGGAAUGACAUGGCGGCUGUGACUCAGGUGGUAGAGCGGGUUGUCCACUAAUCGUAGGGUUGGCGGUUUGAUUCCCGGCCCACAUGACUCCACGUACCGGUGUCCUUGGGCAAGACACUGAAUGGGUGUGUAUGAAUGGGUGAAUGAGACACAGUAUAAAGCGCUUUGGAUAAAAGCGCUAUAUAAGUGCACCAUUUACAUGAACAUGUUUUAUACCCACAUUAGUGUAGAAAUUUGUGUAUGUGCUCUAUUUAAUUAUGCAUAGUUUAAUUGAAACAUGCAUAAUGGGUUUGCAUUCAAGUGCUUUAAUAUUGGAUAUUUAAGGUUAUCUAUAUUCAACAACAACAACUUGACGUGCCUUUAACUAAUCAUGUAGCAUGUAUGCCUCAGAAUGGCUAGAUGUUCUUCAUUAAAGGGGUCGUAUGAUGCUUUUUAAUCAUUUCCUUUUCCUUUAGUGUGUAAUGUAUCUGUUUGUGCAUGUAGAAGAUCUGCAAAGUUACAAAGCUCAGUAGUAGUUGUCUCUAGUCUGUAGUCUCCCACAAUGGGAUUUAUUCUAUCUAACAGAGAACACUGCUCCAGACCUGCCUAAAACGCCUCGAUCGAAGUCCAGAUCUUACUUCCGCAAACGUCUGCGUCGCAAUUAUGAAAUAUCAGCAUAAUACCGCCAUAAUUAAAAAAAAAAUUUUUUUAUGUUUUUUUUUUUAACUGUAUUUUAUGCUGUCACUUCAUGACAUAAAGUUGUUACAGUGAAGAAGACAAAUUAAACCGUUAUAACAUCGUAUCUGAAAGGUAAGAGGGUUACAAGACUUUCCACUGUGAAACGUUCUGCUCAAGUCGUGCUUGCAAAGUUGGUUCCGAUUGAUCUGCUUGAUCACCUGCAUUUUCAGAAUCUGACUCGGGCUCGAACAGAUACAGUAAAACCGACGACAUUAUUAACUGUGUUUGUUUAUAAUUGCUUUAGAAGCCUUGGAAACUGAAGCUCGUGAUUAUGGUAAGGGGUGUUACAUUUCCGACACACACUUGAGGUUUUUGGCCAAUCGCAACUCAAUGGGCCAGCUGGCCAAUCAGAGCAGUCUGGGCUUUUUGGAAGGAGGGGCUUUGGAGAAACCAAAGAGAACUCAAUCGGAGCGUUUCAGACAGGCUGGGAAUAUAGGUAUAACAAUAAUGUACAGUAUGUGGAAAAAUAAUGUUUUUUUUUUUGUUUGUUUUUUUUUUACACAUUAAAGCAUGUUAACCUAUUCUAUUACACCCAAUAAACAAAAUAAUGAACUUUUAAAAUCAUCAUAUGACCCCUUUAAAAAAUCACCACAACUGAAGUUUGGACCAAACAUGAAUUGACCUUGUUAUUUAUCUCAGCUGCAGUAGAAAUGGUUCUUUAAUUUCUGCCAAUUGGCAACUUUCUACUGGUGUGUCAUUACUAUCAGUAAACGACCAAUCACUCCUCUAGAGACACACAGAUUGUACUAUAGAAUACCAGAAAAUCUAAUAAAUAUCAUCUGCCAGUGGUACUUUGUGCCCUGGUACUUGUUAUCUGUGUUUUGUCAGCUUUGUACCACAGAAAACAAGAGCAAAAACAUCGAGUGAUCAUCCAGCCCUUUCUAGAAGAACAAGAAAGCACUAGACAAGCCCAACCAGACUACAGAGCAAUGCCAGAAACAUCUAACAAGGUGAAAUCUGUUUCCUGUGAUCAGAAAAGUAAACAGUCAGAUAACAGACUUUUAUUAAAGCUGAACCAGACAGCACUGGAGUCACAAAUUUACCAGAUUUACAGCGCAGGAAUAUACCAAACAAGAGAGAUGACUGGCCGAGUCAAAUCUGCAGGGCCUGUACUCUCUAGAACUGAUGGCUCUGGGAGACGUCCAAACACUGAAAUGGAAGAUCCAGGAGUGUGGAUGGUGAAGGAUCAAGAAAUACGCGCUGGAUGGACAGAUCAGGAGCUUGAGAAGUUAGAUGGUAAAAGGACUGAAUCGAAGGAAAAAGAAGGCGAGUAUGGAAGCAAAGUAGAAGAGGAACAAGCAGGAAAAACUGAAAUGGAGAAGAAACCUAGUCAUGUUGACAGACAAGAUGAUGAGUUUAUCACUACUUUGAAAACAGGAGUCAAGUAUGAGCAGAAUUUAGAGGGAAAUGUACAAGAUCAGGGAUUUCUGCAUACUGAAGACUCUGUGCCCAGUGAGGAAGAAUUUGAUUCUGAUGAGGAUGAUUAUAAUUCAAACUCCAGUUUAGCAAGAUCUCAAUGUCCUCAGGAGCAUUAUAAUGGCUUCCAGCCUGUGGAAGAAGUUGAGAACAUGCCUUACCUCACUAUUGGAGCUGAUCCAGAAAAACAAAGCCCAAAUCCAGAGCAGAUUUGCACUAAGGCUUCCACUGGACAGUUCAAUUUAAGACCCAUCAGGCGCACAUUGUCCUGGCCUCCUACUGCAGCUCAGUGGAAAAAGCAAUGGGCUCAAACCCAGCAGGUCCUCAAUGUUUCUCCAAAGCUCAUUUUUGUCACGCAAUAUGAGUAUCAUAUAGGCAUGUUUCCCUCUGGCAUCUCUUCAGCUAUUCCAGAAAAUAUCCCACAAGCCUGUUGUUCAGGGUUUCCUGAACAGCAACUACAAAUAAAGGACCUUGAACACAUUCAGUCUGCGGAAUCUUCUAUGAAAAUUGGCGAGUUCGUCAAUCGAUCUUGCGCCCAAGACUUGUCCAGUGUGACCAGAGAUUAUGUUGAGAUAAACGAAGGACAGUCUGAAAUGAUCAAAAGUCAUCCUCCAGUAAAUAGUGAGGCACAUUCUGACUUGGUCACUAUCAAACCACUAUGUGAAAGGAUGAGCUCUGAAGCUGCCAAUGAGGUGAAGAUGAGAAACAGCAAGAAGAAAAAGACAAAUCAAACUCCAAAGGAUGAACAGACACGAGCAAUAUCGGGGAGGCAGCCGAGAAGAGCAGAAAGAGACGGAAAGAAAGUGAUAAGAGACAGACCGAGGGAUCAGUCUCACUCUGGCUCAGGUGCACACCCUUCUGGAGGAUCUCCUAGUGAUGACAACCUGCUAGUGGAUAAUGAGUACACCUUAGAUCUUCUACAUGAGGUGGUGGAGAACCAUGGCCGCUGGACACGAGACAGGUGGAGGCAAAGUCAUACGAGCAAGCAAAAAACUAAACAAGUCACUAAACCUUGAGGAACCACCGUGGCAAGCCAUAAAAUCCACAGUAGUUUAGUCUAAUGACCUAACGACCUUUUAAUUAAAUAAAUGGGCAGCAGGAAAAUAUAAUGUCCUCUUGUAAACUAUAAGGUCAGUUACUAAAUGAAUUUCUAUCACAGUGUUGUUGAAUUCUCAAAUCUGAAUUUUCUAAAAUGGCCCUCCACUAAUAUUGGCACCCUUGGUAAAUAUGAACAAACAAGGCUGUGAAAAAUUUUCAUUUUAGAUAAAUUUUUUUUUUAACAAAAACAUUUUGAUGUUUUGUUAAAAAAAAUACUCUGCUCUCAUGGAUAUCAAACAAUUGCAAACACUACACAGAUUUAUCAAAUUUAUUUGUUAAUUAUGUGCAACGAUUAUUGGCGCCCUUUUAGUCAAUACUUUGAGUUACUUCCCAUUGCCAAGAUAACAGCUCUGAGUCUUCUCCUAUAAUGCCUGAUGAGGUUGGAGAAUACAUGGCAAGGGAUCCGAGACCGUUCCUCUGAGACCAGAAUCUCUCCAGAUGCAAUUCUCCAGCUGUGAUCCUUGGAGAUUUUUUGGCCACUCGAGCCAUCCUCUUCACAGUGCGUUGACACAAUAUAGGCACACGUCCAAUUCCAGGUUGAUUCAUAACAUUUCCAAUUAUUGCCCUGAUGGUGGAAAUGGGCAUUUUCAAUGCUUGUGCUAUUUUCUUAUAGCCACUUCACAUUUUGUGAAACUCGACGACCUUUUGCCGCACAUCACAGCUAUAUUCCUUGGUUUUACCCAUUGUUACGUACAGUGUUGGUUAAGUUACUCAAAAAAAAGUAAUCCACUACAGAUUACUAAUUACUAGUUACACUACUGAUUGCUGCAUGUAAAAAGUGAUCAGAUUACUAAUUGCUUUCAAAACCUAUCAAACCUACAAAAAUACACUACAAAGUGAUUCAUAGUUCGUUCAGUAAUUUUAGUGAGCGUCAAUGUAUGACAUGAUCAGAAAAAGCUGGGUUUAUUAUAAAACAUGUCUCGGGUGUUGUCAGUGUUUGUAGAACUACCAGACUGAUACAAUAUCAAACUUUUCUAACUAGGCUAGUUUGGUGUCGCUAGCCAAUGGGAGGCACAACUAAGCUAUCAAUGUAUGUGUUUAGCUGCUACAGUGCCAUGCAAAGUACAUUAUCUUUCCUUAUGCUCUGCUCAUAUCAUGUUCACGUAAACUGGAACUCAUAUAGACAUUUAGACACCUUGUUUUCCUGAUCAGCAUCAGAGGAUGUUACUGUUUCAGUUUCAACCCCUUUACUGGUUUAAAAAAAUCUGCGUAUAUCCAUUUUUCCUCACACUGACUGUGAGCUAGAGUUUGGUAGAAUUGAGAGACUGUCAGCCAAUAAGACACGAGUGUUUCCAUGUAUUUUCCUGUAAACCCUGUCUGAUUAGUCUCGCCUCUGUUCAUUGAAGAUAUAAAAUUACAGGCGGUCUUCUUUUACUGACGUUCAGUUACGUAGUGACAAACCGAAAACCAAGUGGAGAAUUAUUCAGGGCUAAAGAAAAAAUCUACGGGGCAAAACGUGAUUCAUUUUAGAAAUGCAUUUUACUUUAUAUUGUUUUCUUAUCAAUACAUUUGUUACAAUAGUAACGUAAUUUUAUUGACAUCAUCAACUGCAAUCAAAUUACAUACAUUUUUAAUUUAGCUUUACGCUACAAAGGGUAUAACACGUUAUACCCAAUUCUGGUUAUGAAUGACUAAGGGAAUGUGGCCUAUGUAUACCCCGAUGUAUACAUUUAUACCCCUGUUAUGGUUGAACAAUUUCCUGUUUCUAUUCACCCAGAUGUACUAAAUUUAAAAAAUAUUAAUGGGAAUAUACCUCAAAUAUAUUUUUCUAAUAUGAAUUCAUAAGGCUACCAAUAAUUGUUGCACACCUAUAUUUAACAAAGAUAUUAGUUUUUUUGAUAAACCUGUGAUGUGUUUGCAAUUGUUUGACAUCCUUAAGGGCAGAAUAUUUUUGUGAAUUUUCUGAACGAAAGAUCGAAAGGCUAAAAAAUAAAAGACAAAUUUUCAAAGUCUUCUCUGCUCAUAUUUUACCAAGGGUGCCAAUAUUAGUCUAGACACUGUAGCUGUAAUUCAAAUGUAUAUUAAUGUGCCAAUUCUAAUAGGUUCUAGUUUCUAUAGUUACAGCUUAUUCACAGGAACUUGUAUGGUCCACAUAAUAUAUGCUUAAUAAAACAUUAAUUAAGAAACUUUAAGGAGAUGCUUAUGUAACAUUCAUGGAAGGAGUCUCCAGUGUCAGUGCUUUGUAACUAUUUUCUGAGAGUCUUCAGGACAGAGGACUUUCCGGGUUUCUUGUUAACAUGAGAAGUUGUAUUUAUUAACUUAAGGAGAGAGUUUAAACAAAAAAAGGUUGGUGAGGGAAUGAAUGUGCUGUGACAACAGGAAAUAACUUGUCUUGCAGACGUUCCACAACAUUAGAUGUACCUAUAAACAGAUAAAAAUUAUUUUGUGUAACAACAUUAAUAAAUAAAUUAAUCAUUAAUAAAUAAAAAAAUGUAGUCAUGGCAACUUGCUAUAUCAUAAGAAGAAUAAAACACUUUGGGAUGUACUCUCAUGGGAAGUAAUAUACUUCAGGGUGAUGACAGUUACGCCGCUUCCCAUCUGACCACAUCACACCAUCCCGUCAUUGACUAUUUCCCUAUAACAGCACACCUCAUCGUGUUUUAUUCCUUACUUACAAUAUGUCUGCAAGAUCAGAAGUUUUAUGUUGCCUGGGCAGAUAAUGAUUAGAAAACUGUUUUUGAGUUCAAUAAAUGUAAUAAAUAAAUACAAAUAGUGGUUAGUACGUUUGCCUCACACCUCCAGAGCUCUAGAGUUCGCCCUGUGUUCGUGGAGUUGCGUGUGCUUCCGGGGUUUCCUCUGGGUAGUCUGGGUAGUUUCCUCCCACAGUCCAAAGACUUGCGUUGUAGUCUGAUUGGAAUUUCCAAAUUUGUCAAUAGUGUGUGAAUGUGUGUGUGACUGUGCCUUGAGAUGGGUUGGCACCCCGUCCAAGCUGUCCCCCGCCUUGUGCCCUGAAUUCCCUGGGAUAGUCUCCAGGCACUUGUUUAGCAUAAGCGGUAUUCAAAAUGAAUGGAUGGGAUAAACGCAAAUGAAGGAAAUCAUUAUUUCUGGCUGCAUGCAGCAUUUAUUGAAUCAUUCGUACAUGUUAGAAGUACACAGACUUCAUAUAAGAAAUUGUACAAAAUGGAUCAGUUCUCCUUUACAAUGUACUGUUCUACACAAAUAAAACAGGAGCCAGCAAAUGUAAACAUAGGUCUCUUGUAAGUUUGGCAAUAAAAGGACAUGCAUUGUCCAUUUGUCUUCUACCUCUAUUGAAAUGCUCACACGACUCUACAUACCUUGAAAUCGAAAUAGCUGAAGGUGAUCAGUGGUUUGGUAAAGAAAUGGCGCGUGUGCAACUUUCAAAAGGAAGAUUGCAGAUUAUGCCAACAUGCACGAUAUGCUUUUACAAAUGACAAGAAGAAGAAAAGGAAAUAAACCUUGAUUGG
Ictalurus punctatus (channel catfish) is the source of this 7693-nucleotide messenger RNA. RefSeq names its product leucine-rich repeat-containing protein 55. The transcript is spliced from 4 exons. Gene Ontology annotation, molecular function: protein binding. The record is from RefSeq and is a predicted model, not a curated record. The coding region runs from base 2684 to 4186 and encodes 500 amino acids. Gene Ontology annotation, cellular component: plasma membrane. NCBI's taxonomy places the organism in Eukaryota, Metazoa, Chordata, Actinopteri, Siluriformes, Ictaluridae.